UGGAGGAGGAGUUGGAAGAAAUGAAAGUCCAUUUAAACAGGCAGACGGAUGUUAAAGAAAUGCUUAUCAGCCAGGCCGAAAAUGCAAGGAGCGAACUAGACAGAUUAGAAAGAUACAGCGAUCCAGAAGUGGUUAAAGCUGUUAUCAUUGCUUCCCAGGCAUACCAGGAUGUAAAAGACAUGGAGAUGAAGCAUUUACAACAAGUAUAUGUGGAUUUAAGGGUGGCCCACCUCCUCAGCCAGGAAGCAUUCAUAUCUGAAAUUCAAGAGGAGAAAGCCAAAAGUAAGGCCCUCCAAGAGGAACUGGAAGAACUGGAGACUUACUAUGAGGAGCAGAGCUCCAAGUAUGAAGGAGACAAUGCUCUUGUGAGGCAGGAGGGCGAGACCCAAACGUUUAACGAAGAGCAGCUGAGUCAGGAACAAAAGUCACAAAAGAUCACAUGCAUUCAAGACACCGAGAAACUAUUGCAGGACGAAUUGACUCAGCUCAGGAUUUCAUAUGAUGAACUCCAAUAUAAAUAUGGAAGUGAUAUUUUUGAACUGACCGAGGACGUGGAAAGAUACCAGGAGGAGAUAGAGCAGGUGGAAAACGCUCUUUCCAAAGAAAAGAGAGAAAAUCUGAUCCACAAAAUAAAUUAUUCUGCGCUGGAAGAUCGAGUUGAAAAACUUAUUUUUCAGAUUAGUCAGGAGAGAAAGACGCGUUUGAAGAAAUCGGAGGAGGACGCUGAAUUUAUUCAAACCAUGAGAGCUGAGAACGCCGUCUUCCAGGAAAAAUGGAGAAAAGAGACACUCUUCCUGCAAGACGGCAAAAAACGUUUGGAGGAAGAAUUAUUUCAUGUUAAACGUUCAUACAACGAGCUUAAAUGCGAAUACGACAGCAAUGUUUCUCGAUUGAAACGAGACAGGGAACGAUACCGGCAGAAGAUGGAGCAGGAGGAAGCGGCUCUUUCCAAAGAAAAGCAAGAAAAGAUUAUCCUUGAAAGGCAAUAUUCAGAGCUGCAACACCAAGUUGAAAAACUUAAUUUGGAAAUAAUCCAGGAGAGAGAGAGACGUAUGGAAAAAACAGAGGAGGACAAAGUGCUUCUCGAAAAUACAAGAGCUGAGAACGCUGUCCUCCUAGACAAAACACGAAAAGAGGUUCAAUUGCUGCUAGACAGGGAAAGAAGUGCCCAGGCUGAGUUGGAGAAGAUGAACGGUUUGUACGUGGAGCUAAAAUCUCGCUAUGAUACAGAAGUCACUGCUUUGAAACAUCAGGCAGAAAAAUACCAGGAGGAGAUCAUCACUGUGAAAAAAGAUCUGGAAAGAGUAAGAGAGGAAUUGCUGCUGGCCGACACACUGACGGAUGAAGAAGAUUUCCAACAAACAGAUGUUGACGUUUUCCAAGAGGAGGAAGACUUACAACGCCAAGUUGAACUGAUUAAAGUCUUGAGUCCACAGGUUUCUCCAGGGACCUCAAAAGAGACCAAGAUUGCUGGAGAAAGCGUCCUGGAGAAUUUGGACCAUCCUGACACUAAACCAAUGAAGGACGAUAAAAAGGGAAAAUCUAAAACUUCGUUUUGGCAAAAGCUUCGAAACAUGCUGCGACUGAAGAAGCCAAAAAAGAAACAGAAGGGUAAAGACGAUAUUAAUAUUUAGAGAGGAACCGAUGAAUCGAACAAGUGGAGGUCGCAGCCUCUGUGAACGGGGCGCCAUGCCACGCUCCAUCAAGACCAAAUUUAAAAAGUUUUUCCCCAUUGACAAAGUAUAAAAUGGAUCCUUUCCCAACCCAAUUGGAAAAAAGGUGGGCAGCACGGUGGAGUUUGCAUGUUCUCCCCGUGUUUGCGUGGGUUUUCCCCGGGUGCUCCGGUUUCCCCCCACAUCUCCAAAAACAUGUCGGUCAGGUCUGUUGGUCGCUGCAA
This is a messenger RNA of Gambusia affinis (western mosquitofish), 1897 nucleotides long. RefSeq names its product trichohyalin-like. The record is from RefSeq and is a predicted model, not a curated record. The coding region runs from base 21 to 1634 and encodes 537 amino acids. NCBI's taxonomy places the organism in Eukaryota, Metazoa, Chordata, Actinopteri, Cyprinodontiformes, Poeciliidae. The transcript has 2 exons.